Physella acuta is the source of this 1218-nucleotide messenger RNA. RefSeq names its product sodium-dependent lysophosphatidylcholine symporter 1-B. The record is from RefSeq and is a predicted model, not a curated record. Gene Ontology annotation, molecular function: symporter activity. Gene Ontology annotation, cellular component: plasma membrane. Gene Ontology annotation, biological process: carbohydrate transport. Lineage: Eukaryota; Metazoa; Mollusca; Gastropoda; Physidae.
GACCUACUAUUUAGAUCUAGAAAUCUAGAUUCUGCAUUCUAACUCUUAAUGUCUUUAAAAGAAAAUUAUUCGAGGUCGAGGGUUCAUUAAAAAAGGUUAGAAGCCAGAUAUCAUUAGUGAAGUGGUAGAUCUAGGCUAACACUAACUACUGCUAAAAGAAAAAAAAAGAAUAUGUAGGCCUAAUAUUCAUACAAAAAUAAAAAUAGCAUUAGCAAGUGGUCCAUGAAGGACCGAUACUUCAUGACGUGAUCAAUUGAUAACAAAAUGUAGACCUAGACUAGUAGAAAUGAAAAGUGGCAGAUUCUUUUUAUAGGAAUCAAUGGUAGAUUCUAGAUAGAUUCUAGAUCUAGAACCUAGAUCUCUAGGUGUUUUUAGUCAUUUUAGUGGUGUUAAUGACAUUAAUUUAAUUAACAUUAUUAGUAUUAUAAUUCUUCAUGCAUUUAAAUAAAAGAUGAUGCUUUGAAAUAUAUCUUUUAAAUUAGAUUCAAGAUGGAUUCAACAGCCACAGACCCUGAUGGUGUAGAGAUUAAGACAAAGUAUCUUCGACUUGAAAAAACUCAUCAGACAGAAGAUGAAGUGUUGCCAUUGUGGAGAAAACUCUGUUUUGCUGUGGGUGGCGCCCCCUACCAGAUCACUGCUACAGUCAUAGGAUUUUUUUUAAAUAUAUUUCUUUUAGAGGUUGCUUUGUUAAAGCCAAGGUAUGUGUCCAUCAUAUUGUUCAGCGGCAAGGCUUGGGAUGCUGUAACUGAUCCCACUAUUGGGAUCUUGGUUCAGAAAACUAACACCAGAUGGGGCAAAAUGAGGCCGUGGAUAUUGUUGUCUACACCAUUUGCUUGUGCCUGCUACUUCCUACUAUUUUACAUUCCCUGGGGCAGCAAACUGGACAGCAAGGGUCUGCUUGUAGUUGACGCAUCCGACUCAGCUAAACUGGGAUUUUAUUUUGCUGUCUACUGUCUGUUUCAAGGUUUCCUGACUUGUUUACAUGUGCCUUACACUGCCAUGACCAUGUAUGUCACAACUGUCCAGAAAGAAAGGGACUCAAUCACAUUUAUCAGGAUGGCGUUUGAAGUGACCGGUGUGCUGGUUGCUGUUGUAACUCAAGGUCUUUUUGUUGGCAACACAAGGUGUAAAGGAAAUGAGGAACCAGGGGUGAACAGAACUGGCCUUUUGGAGCAGGUGGGCCAUCUAGAGUCUAAUGUUUAGAUGGGCCAUCUAGUC